CGAGUCAGUCGUUCGCGAAGCGCCGAUACGUUUGGAUCGAUCGAUCCGAACAACGCAUCUCAGUCUAUCUAUCGCAAACAGAUCAUCUGCAAUCUCGGUGCAACGCAAUCGUACACAAAGAAUAUGCUUUCAUAAUCGAAGUGACGAAGUGGGGAAUCCUUAAGACCGUUGGAUCCUUCGAGAAUUUAAAUUUGAAGAUAAAAUGGCUCCAGUGUGGAUACUUAUAAAUUUUAAUAAUGUCGCAACGUUGAAGUGCACUUUAAUGAAAAUUUAAACUGAUAAGGAAGCAACGAACUUGGAAAUUCUAUUUCAAAGGAUUUAAAAUUAAAAAUUGGAGAUAAAGCACCUCGAGCGUGGACAUUUAUAAAUUUUAAUAAUUAGACUAACAGAUCCUUCGAGUGCUUAAACUAAAAUAAAAUUACCGCAGUGUGUCAAAGUGUAUUUCGAGACGAAAUCAAUCAAGAGAAACAAUUAAAUUUAUAUUCUGAUAUUUCUGUUGGUGUCGAUCAAGUAAAAAAGAUCCUGAACUUAAUUCCAUCGAAAGUGUUUUGGGCAUCGAGGUGAAAAGCGAUUGGAUCUCCGUGGGGGUUGCGAUGGACACCAUAAGGUCCUCCAUGCACGCGACCUGCGGGAGGGUCGUUUCGCUCUGCUGAAUAGCGAAACCACCCUGGUGUGUCCUCACAUUAUUCCACGGCUCAUCCUCGUCGUUACCGUUCGAAGAGCUCCGAAGGGGACUUUUAAAAACUCGUCCAACGGUGUCUUCGCCUUUAACGACCUCUCGUAAGUCCUAAUCGUGACUGUGAAAGUGAUCGUAAAAAUGAGUGCGUUCAAGAGACACCAGAGCAAAGUGUUCUGGGACCACAUGGCUUCCGAGGAUUUGGGUACUGUGGAUCCUUUCGCUGCUAGGAACGAACUAGCGAAGGACAAGAAUUUUCGAAGGGAGUUCGCGAUCCUCGAGGAGGAAGCUGAGGAAAUAUCGUCCAGUAUCGAUGAGAGUGACACGAUCGACGGUGAAAAUAUCACUGCGAUACACAUUUGUCAUGCGGAGGACGAGAAUCGACAGUUUUCCGUGGCGUCGAUCUGCGAGGGAAACGUAAUGACUCAGACAGCCACGAUGGACAUAAAAGAAGACGAGGAUAAGGAGGAAGACGACAAUAACAUCGGUUCGGAGAACAACAUGGUGAACAGAUCUUGCAGCCCAAUGAGCCACGACCUCAGGAGUCUCGAUUCUGGUUUCUCUGAUUCCGAGCGAUCGAAUUGCUCGGAAUUUUACGAGAACGAAACGCCAAGGCGUCAUAGAAGACGGAGAAGGUUCAAGGAUCGACGUCACGGUGUUCAUUCGAGACUUGGUUCUGUCUGGUUGGAAGACGAAACUCUUCCAAAUCCCACAUUUACGUCGACGCCAAAGGGUUCCAGAAUUUUGCCUAAAAAUGCCUGUGGUACACAGAGGAGUACAGCAAGAAUGCAAAGAACCGAAGACGACCAGGUAGAUGCAACAGUAAUUUCACCACCUGUUUCGAUAGAGGAUGAAUGCUUGGGCGAUUUCUUAUACGCUGCUGAACCGCCCGAGGAUGAGGCAGAGCCAAGAACCGCGAACUCCUCGAUAACGACCAACGUCUCCGAGACAGAGCUGUUCUCCAAGUCUCUGCAGCACUCCAGAACGUACAGACAAUCGUCUUCGGUUAGGGCAUGGCUCGGUGAUCUAGCAAUAGACGCUGAGAACGAGUGCACGAAUACUCUUCAGAGCAAACCUCUGCCACGAAGGAAGAUCCGCGAUUUCUUCUCUGAAAAGGACGAAAUGAAGGAUUUGAAGACACUGUCCUCCUUGGCCACCGCUGCAGCGAAUAAACUGCUCAUACGAGCGGAUCAGUUUGAUCGGAAUUAUCAAUACAUAUUCGAUAAAGUGGCGCAUCUAGAGGGCGGCAGAUCCGAGAAGGACCUUUUACGUGCCAUCGAGGAUGAUGCUUUCUCUGUCCUUUCAGAGCUAGGUGCUCCGCCUCCGCGUAGAAUUCAGCAAAGCAGCUUGAAAGGAAUUUUGGCGCAGCUCGAAAGCAUGAAAAACUACGUCGACGGCGCCGUGAAUACUCGUCUGGACUUUUAUAUUGAAAAAGUGGUCAGAGGACUGGAAGAAUCACCAAAGGAUGACACGACGGUAGCCAGAGGUGCUCUGGCAGCUUUGACCGCUCUAGGGUUAGCAGGACCACGAGCAGGAAGCAGUGUCACCAGAUGUUCUGGUAUCAGAGCGCUCCUUACGUCUCUGAUAACCGCAGGAAGAACGUCGAAAGACUUCGUCGCAGCUUCGUUGCGUGCCUUGGCGAGCGUGUGUUGUUCGUCCAUAGCGAUAGAUCAAUUCGUCAAAGACGGUGGUCCAGAGAUAUUAACGGACUUACUGGUCGCGGAAAAUUCAACAGAGAAGGAGAAAAUGGAAGCAACAGCGUUGGUUGUUCAGAUAACAGCGCCGUGGGUCAACGCUUUGGGGCUACCAUACUUGGAACCUUUCGUAAAGGAUCUAAUACCGCCCUUAAAUCGUCUAGUCGAGAGUACCACUUGCGGACAGACUUUGUUAUUGGUUGCAGCUGCAUUCAACCACUUGUCCAAAUCCAAAGUAUGCGCGUCCGUGAUAUUGGAGCACGACACCGUGAAGAAGUUGUUGAAAAGCGUGAAGAAGUCGGCUGGCAGGAAUGUUUGGCUGAUGGAGCAGGUGGCUGCCCUCGUCAGCGAAUUGGCACGCAUCCCUGAAGCUAGAAAGCACUUGGCAGAGGCUCGUGCCUCCGUUGCGCUGGUCUCUUUCCUCAGAAUGAGACCUCCUGGUCUAGAGGAAGCUUAUAAACGUUUAGAAAUUACAGCCGCGGCAGCGCUCACCAGGCUCUGCGUAGAUCCAGAAAUUGCAAGGCAGGUUGUCGCAAUUGGUGGGGCUGAUUGUCUUCCAUCGUGUAAAGUCGAUGAUCUUCUGACGGAAGACGAAGAGCAGAUCGAGGCUGGGUUGUUGAGGUAUACCAAGUCCUUGAGAAGAGCGUGUAAAAGAGCGGCGAAAGAAAUUGACAUUGCUAAAGCCAGCGACUAUAGCACCUUGAGCUAAGGCCAAAGUGUUUUGAAGUUGUAUAUAUGUGACACAUAAUAUCUUGCACUAGACUUCUUUUUUAAACUAUUACAGUUUCUCUUGUGGAUUCCCCCAGUACUUUCGCUUAAAUGAAUAGCCAUCUAGCGGUGAACAUACCGAACUACCGUCCGGAGUUUGGUCAGCGCCUCUAUCGGGAAAACGCUCAAGUUUGUCGUCAAAUAGUUCCUAUUUGUACAGCUAGAUGGUGCUAUUAAUAUCUUUUUACCGACAUAAGGUAUACAUUCAUAAUAUUUACGAAUUCAAUUUUAUUACUUUUAUAAUAAUAAACUUGUAGUUAUAUCACAGACAUUGCAACAAUAAAAAUUACCUAGGAAAA
This is a messenger RNA of Hylaeus anthracinus, 3437 nucleotides long. RefSeq names its product protein inscuteable homolog (gene insc). Gene Ontology annotation, biological process: establishment of mitotic spindle orientation; apical protein localization; asymmetric cell division. Gene Ontology annotation, molecular function: cytoskeletal adaptor activity. The record is from RefSeq and is a predicted model, not a curated record. The coding region runs from base 818 to 3079 and encodes 753 amino acids. Gene Ontology annotation, cellular component: apical cortex. Lineage: Eukaryota; Metazoa; Arthropoda; Insecta; Hymenoptera; Colletidae. The transcript has 5 exons.